GAGUUGCUUCAUUUUUUAAUCCUAAAAGUUCACCCCCCCCCCCCUCAUGGCAUACUUGUAUACAAAUACACAUUUUCAUGAGAAUGGUACAUAUAAUAAAAAAAUUAUAUCCCUAGUGUGUGUAGUGAUGUAACUACACUUUUCGUACCUUCUUUUACUAUCUACUAUCGGAUAAGAAUUAUUCUAAUGAGAUUGAAACACGCGGCAUAGACUAUUAAAAAAUGAUAGAUAAUUUUGCACAUUUGUUUUGUAGAAUGGACAUACGGCAUUAUAAUUGCGUCUUAUGUGGUGGAAGACCUACUUCCUCGCAGCGUCGUCCUGCCAGUUCUUUUCGCCAUAUUUUGUCCAGACAUUUUUCAGUGAAUGCUGUGGAAACAGAUGUGUUGUGUAAUAAAUGUCGCCACAAGUGUCGAAAUACUUUACGAAGGAAACAUAUUCCUAUAGUUAUCCCCAGUGAUAAGGAUGAAUCGAUGGACCCUACAUUCACAUCUCCAAAGAAAAGUAAAUCCAUUCCCAUAUCAAGUCCACCAUCAAUUUCCUUACCUUUGCCAUCUUCAUCUAAGAGUCAUGCUUAUUGUUUUGUCUGCAAGAAUCCCGGACCCAAGUUACUUUCAGUUUCACAUCAAGCUAGGAUAUUUGCAUUUGUACAAAAGGAAAUCAUUAUCCCACAAGGAGCAAGGUGUUGUGCAGGCCAUUUGGACAACGGAAAACUCUCAAACGACGCUUUGCAAAAUACUAAAACCAAUGACGGUGUGUUGCUUAACAGGGCCUCUGUUCUUACCAUCAUUCAGAGCUUGAGGGAAAUGGCUGCAGAGCACCCACGACUAGAUUUUGAUGAUGAAAACAGCAUGGAUGAUGAUGAUUACAAAGUUCUUAUCAGAUUUUCACGUAUGGAAUUUCAGGACAUUAUUUCAUCUAUAACAAGCAUCAACUCAUCAAAAAACAGAACCAAGAGGACAUGUGUUGCCAUUCUUCUCAUCAAAUUACGCUCAGCACUUUCCAACAAAAUGCUUGCAGUUCUGUUCAAAAUGUCAAAGUAUCAGAUUAGGCGUGCCAUAAAAUCUGCCAGAACAGCUCUCAUGACAGAUUUUGUACCACACAAUUUGGGAUUUCAACAUAUAUCUCGGGAAGACGUGAUUCAAUGAAGGGUCAUGUCCCAUUCUAAGAGGAGAUAAUCACAAAAAUGCAAAAACAGAGUGGGGUCAUUUAAAAAUCUUCUCAAGAACCACUG
Ostrea edulis (European flat oyster) is the source of this 1231-nucleotide messenger RNA. RefSeq lists its product as uncharacterized. The transcript is spliced from 2 exons. The record is from RefSeq and is a predicted model, not a curated record. NCBI's taxonomy places the organism in Eukaryota, Metazoa, Mollusca, Bivalvia, Ostreida, Ostreidae. The coding region runs from base 222 to 1145 and encodes 307 amino acids.